AAAAUUGGGCGUGUGGAGAAAUGUUAACACAGAAAUCCAUUUACCUUUUACACAUUGGACUCUUUAAAACACGACUUCACCUCCCUACCUGAGACUAUUCGACAUAAAUCCUCUUUGCUAAAGAGAAGAAGAUAUUCUCUAAGAGGAAGCUGCAUGGUCAGCGUGCUGUGUAAGGAUGGCGUUGGAGGAAAAGGCGAGGAGCAGUUUGCUGCGCUUUCGCCACAGGCUGGAGCAGGACAUUAAGCCCUCCUACCUGAUGGACCACAUGAUCAGCGAUGAUGUGCUUACUGUGGAUGAGGAGGAGAUGAUCAGAACAAAGCCCAACAGGAAGGAUCAGGCUGCUGCCCUGCUGGAGCUUCUGCUGAGGAAGGACAACCGUGCCUACAUCUCCUUCUACAAUGCCUUGGUCAAGGAGACAUAUGAUGAUUUGGCUAAUCUGCUUCAUGGCGACCUACCGCAAACAUCAACCAGCAAACAGAACGGCUCGUCCGAUUGCUUCACAUCUUCUGUCCAGACACUGCUCAGCGAGGGUGGCGUACCACAGAGACCUGUGGUGUUUGUCAGCAGACCUGAGCUUGUGAACCGAGUCAGGGAGAAGCUCUACCGGCUGCACAAGGACACGGGCUGGAUCACUAUCUUUGGCAUGGCUGGUUCAGGCAAAUCUGUCCUUGCUGCUGAGGCUGUCAGACACCAUGGACUCAUUGAAGACUGCUUCCCCGGAGGGAUCCACUGGCUGUCCAUUGGUCAGCUGGACAAACCUGACUUGCUGGUGAAGAUGCAGUCCUUGUGUUUCCGUCUAGAGCAGAGCCUGGAGGCACAGUCUCAACACCGGCCCCCAAACUCUCUGGAUGAAGCCAAGGAGCGUCUACGCUUCCUCAUGCUGCGCAAAUAUCCCAGGUCUCUCCUGAUUCUUGAUGACAUCUGGGACAGCAUGGUGUUAAAGGCAUUUGAUAUCCACUGUCGCAUCCUGUUGACCACCAGGAAUAGAAGUCUUGCAGAUUCUGUCAGUGGUGCUAAAUAUGAGGUCGAAGUGGAGAGUGGUCUGGAUGAAGACAAAGGACUGGAGAUCCUGGCUCUUUAUACAAACAGUAAACCACAGGGACUUCCUGAAGAGGCUCGAAGCAUAGUCAGAGAAUGCAAAGGUUCCCCUCUUGUAGUGUCCCUGAUCGGCGCUCUCCUCAAAGACAAACCAAACCGCUGGCGUUACUACCUCUGUCAGCUGCAGCAGAAACGCUUUAAGAGAAUAAAGAAGUCAUCAUCUUACGACUACGACGCCCUUGACCAAGCCAUGUCUGCGAGCAUCGAAGUCCUACCUGAUGAGCACAGAGAGCUCUAUAAGGACCUCACUGUGCUGGAGAAGGACAUCAAAAUCCCUGCAAAGGUGCUGUCCAUACUGUGGGACUUGGAGCCGGAAGAGGUGGAGGACAUUCUCGAGGAGUUUGUCAACAGGUCUCUGCUGUUUGUGGACAAUCACAAUAAGCCCUACCUGUACUACCUCCAUGACCUGCAGCUGGACUUCCUGGUGGAGCAGAAUCGCACUCAGCUAGAGAGCCUUCACUCUAAGGUGGUGCAUCAGUACCAGCAGCACUACAGAGACGGUCCUCCCACAUCAGGAGACGAGGAAUGUCUCUACUGGAUCAGAUUCUUAACCUUCCACAUGGCCAAAGCCAACCUGUCUCAGGAGCUCUACUCGCUCAUGUUUUCUCUGGACUGGGUCACCACAAAGUCCCAGAUCAUGGGUCCAGCUCACCUCAUCAAUGAUUAUGUGGAGUACGGACCUAUACUGGACAAAGAGAACAGUGACGUGAGAAGUCAGUUCCAGGAGUUUCUGUCUCUCAACGGCCACCAGCUGGAGCAGCGUCCUUUCCCGGACGUGGUGCAGCUUGCACUCUCUCAGCCACACUCCUCUGAGGUGUACAGACAGGCUCUGCUGCAGGCACAGGACCGGGCCAGCAGAGGGAGACUCUACUUUGACUGGCUGAAUAAGGGCAGUGUUGAAAGUCUGUCCCGACUGGUGAUCCAUCCCCAUCAGGGCUCCAUCUACUCUGCCUGCUUCUCUCACGACGGAGCCAAGAUUGCCUCCUGUGGAGCCAGCAAGACGCUCAAGGUGUUCAAAAGCACCUCAGGCGAGAAACUCACAGAGAUCCAGGCCCACGAUGACGAGGUGCUCUGCUGUGCCUUCUCCCCGGACGACCGCCUUUUAGCGACCUGCUCUAGUGACAGGAAAGUCAAGGUGUGGAACGUGGAGCGAGCCAUGCUGUUGAGGGUUUUUGAGGAGGAGCAUGAGGAGCAGGUCAACCACUGUCAGUUCACCAACACGACACGGCGCCUCCUGCUGGCCACAUGCUCCAAUGACAAGUUCAUGAAUGCCAAGUUGUGGAACCUCAACAAGCCGUCCUCCCAGAACACCAUGUUUGGCCACUUCGAGCCCGUUAAUCACUGCUGUUUCUCCCCUGAUGACACCUAUGUGUCCACUUCCUCUAACGACGGCACCGUAAAGCUUUUUCAGGUGUCGUCUGCGAACGAGUGGAAGACAAUCAACGUGCGAGACGUGCUUGCAGAGAGCGACGAAGAGGUUUUUGUUAAGUGCAGCACCUGGACAGCUGAUGGCAAACGCAUCAUAUGUGCAGCCAGAAAUGCCGCUCUGGUGUUUGAUGUGGAGACAUCGGACAUGUUGUUGGAGAUCAAAACCAAUCGUCUGAGCAUGGUGCAGUACUGUCACGCCUGUCCUACCAGUAACCUGCUGGCUAUUGCAUUCUCCAACUACGCUGUGGAGCUGUGGGACUUGGAGUCCAAAAAGAAGAUGGCGGACUGCAGCGGUCACCUAAGUUGGGUGCAGCGGGUUCACUUCUCUCCUGAUGGCUCCCUGCUGCUCUCCUGCUCUGAUGACCAGACUGUCAGGUUAUGGGAGACUAAAAAGGUGCACACCUCCUCUGCUGUCUGCCUGAAAAGAGACUCUGACAUUCUCUUCAACGAUGAAGAAAUCAUCGUGUCAGCUGCUGACAACUGCAACCGACUGCAGGUUCGUGAAGGCAGGACAGGAUCAGUGCUGUUCCAGUCAGAGGAGAUGUCCUCCAGGAUUCGGUGUACGUGUAUGUGCAGGCAGCCGUCUGCUGUGGCCCUGGGUCAGGAAGACGGCACCGUACAGGCUGCAGGGCUGACAGCUAGUGAGGUGCUGAGGAGGGUCAGCAUCAGGAUCCGGCGACUGUUGACCUCUUUCAGGGGUCUGAUGGUGGCUGUAGGGCUUUGCACAGGCAGCGUGAAGGUGUUAGAGGUGCCCUCUGGGAAGCUCCUGGCCACCCUGCUGGGACACACCAAGACUGUUCUGCACUGCAAGUUCAGCCAGGACGGCCAAACACUCAUCACAUCCUCAGAGGACACCACGAUAAGGGUGUGGAGGUGGCAGUCAGGGGAGUGUAAAGUACUGCAGGGUCACAAGGAACAAGUCCGGUGCUUCUCCCUGCUCUCAAACUCACCUGCUGACACCAGACUGCUGUCCUGGUCCUACGAUGGCACUGCCAAGAUGUGGGACAUGACGAGUGGAGAGAAGCUGCGCGACAUCGAGGCUCAUCGGGGAGCCAUCCUGUCCUGUCAUGUCUCGCCAGACGGCUGCCUCUUCGCUACCACCUCUGCUGACCAGACUGCUAAGUUGUGGCACUGUGAGUCCUGGCAGUGUGUCGGCACACUGAGCGGCCAUCAGGACUGCGUCCGAAGCUGCAGAUUUUCAUGGGACAGCCGACGCCUCGCCACGGGAGACGACAACGGAGAGAUCCGACUUUGGAGCGUUAAAGGCGGCACUCUGCUGAAGAUAUGUUCGCGGGACGGUAAAGACGCCAUGGACUCACUGCACGGAGGCUGGGUCACCGAUCUGCACUUCUCACAAGACAACUCUCUACUGGUAUCAACAGGAGGCUACAUCAAGUGGUGGGACGUGGAGAAAGGUGAGGCCCUGCAAACCUUCUAUCCAACCGGAACCGCCUUGAAGAGGAUCCACGUCUCGUCGGACUUCACUACCUUCGUCACCAUCGACAACAUCGGCAUCCUCUACAUCUUGCAGAGGGUAGUUUGACUGCUCCAAAGACCAAAAAGGACAGAUUUUAAAAAAGAAAUCAAUCACUACAUUCUUCUUGCAAAAACACAUCUGGUUAACCUGUUUCUAGAGACAGGUUGGACUCUUGAAGAAGUCUCAACUGAAAGCUGCGAUAUCCCAUCACCACAUACUUCUCAACAACUUCACAAUAGAGCCUUUACUUUCACUUACAUGGGGUAAAAUGACUCUUACAACUCAAAUGACUUUUACAACUUGCCUUUCACAGUUUGAAGUACCUUUCUUUUAUACAGCUGGUGCAGAGACUAUCAGUUGUUGGAAGCUUGGAUGCCUCUUGACAGCUUAGAGAUUCUUAAGAGUCCUGCUCCUACCUCUCUAUUUUCAACAAAAAAAAGGGUUGAUUAAAAAUGUGAUUUUUAAAAAUUCUGAGAAUAGAGCAGAAUGUCUUAUCAAGAAAAAGAAAUGUAGAAAAAAAAAAAGGUGCAUUAAAAAGCCAUAAGUUUACAUGGUAACACUCCCUGUGAAGAUCAGGUCUCCUAAAGCACAUCUUGUGAAUCAAUCAAACUUUGAACGAGACUCACACCAACAGGUUUAAGACAUGUGAUCUUUGCCUCAGUCCAAAUGUGAAUAUGUAAUGUUAAUCCAUAUUGCAAUAGGGUAGAAUAUUAUUGCAUGUAUGUAUGUGAGAGGUUUGUAAUAUAAGCUAUCAUGCACGUCUGCUGAUCUGUAAGAUUUCAUGAAGUGCAUUUGAUUUGUCUAUGUUGUGAUGCUUUCUGUCAUAUCUGUGUUCAGGUUAAAUCUCGUGUGUCUAUUUUGGGGACUUUAGUUUAAAUCCUUUGUCUGAGUUGAAGCACUACUCAAGGCUGUGUAUGUGUUAUGCACAUGAGUUUCUAAAUCCACCAGCAUAAAAAUAACUUCUAGUGAACUUUGGUCUGCUUUGAAAUGAAUGGUUUGAUUAAAGUUUUAAUGAUUGAGCAUUUAAAUUUGAAUUCAAAAUCGUUUAAAGGCCUACAUGUGAACUUCUACCUUUGAACUUAGAUCAAAGGUAAAUUUUUUUAAUGAAAAAAGCAGUAUUUAAGUAUUUUAAAUCAAAAUUUCUGUGUAAUUCCUGCAUUUUGUACCACUCCUUUUAAACUUUUGAAACCACUUUGUACACACAUUUUGAACUGCAUGUUGUCUAGCUAUAACGCCUUUUCUAUUCUGUGCACUUUGAAGCAGGAGUUACAAUCUUUAUGAGCUCUUCACAUUGGGCUAUUUCACACUGGUGCAUUAAAGUCAUAAUGAAAUUCAAUCUACAGAUUUCUUCAAGUGAGGACAUCUUUGUCUUAAAAUGUUUCCGAGGAUCAAUGUCUGCUCAGGUUAUGGUACUGUAAUGUGGUGUGCUCCAAUAUGAGUGUAAUUUAUCAAAGAUUAAACUACACACAGUGCAAAAAUG
Notolabrus celidotus (New Zealand spotty) is the source of this 5483-nucleotide messenger RNA. RefSeq names its product apoptotic peptidase activating factor 1 (gene apaf1). Gene Ontology annotation, molecular function: ADP binding; protein binding. The transcript has 28 exons. Gene Ontology annotation, cellular component: apoptosome. NCBI's taxonomy places the organism in Eukaryota, Metazoa, Chordata, Actinopteri, Labriformes, Labridae. Gene Ontology annotation, biological process: apoptotic signaling pathway; regulation of apoptotic process. Bases 176 to 4069 code for a protein of 1297 amino acids. The record is from RefSeq and is a predicted model, not a curated record.